Engraulis encrasicolus (European anchovy) is the source of this 2514-nucleotide messenger RNA. RefSeq names its product large 60S subunit nuclear export GTPase 1 (gene lsg1). The transcript is spliced from 14 exons. The record is from RefSeq and is a predicted model, not a curated record. Gene Ontology annotation, biological process: ribosomal subunit export from nucleus. Lineage: Eukaryota; Metazoa; Chordata; Actinopteri; Clupeiformes; Engraulidae. Bases 112 to 2115 code for a protein of 667 amino acids. Gene Ontology annotation, molecular function: GTPase activity; GTP binding. Gene Ontology annotation, cellular component: cytosol.
GUUCUGCCUUACUUCCUUCCCACGCCACAACAACUCAACAACACAUGGGUGACUUUUAAAGCUCAUGCCAUAAUUUCAGUUAUAUUUUAAUGUACUGAGGACUUAAUCACAAUGGGGAAGAAGAAGUCUGGGACGGGAGGUGCUGGACUUGGGAGAGCUUUAAUAAAGGAGAGACUUCAGGCUGGACGUGGAUACAGAAGGAACGAUACAUGGCUCCACACCACUGAGCUGAAUGACGGCUAUGACUGGGGCCGCCUGAACUUACAGUCAGUGACAGAGCAGAGUUCCAUGGAUGACUUCUUGGCUACUGCUGAACUGGCAGGGACAGAAUUUGUUGCAGAAAAGCUAAACAUCAAGUUCGUACCAGUGGAAUCAAGGACUGGCCUCCUGACUGCCGAGGAGACAUCGCGCAUCAAGAAACUACAUGAAGAAAAUCAACAGUGUCUCCGCAUUCCUAGGAGGCCACACUGGGAUGAAAACACAAGUUCUGAGGUUUUGCAACAGAACGAACGAGACAGUUUUUUGCUGUGGAGGCGAGAAUUGGCACAGCUGGAGGAGGAACAGAAGUUUAUUCUCACACCAUUUGAGAGAAAUCUGGACUUCUGGAGGCAGCUGUGGAGAGUCAUAGAAAGAAGCGAUGUUGUGGUUCAGAUUGUGGACGCCAGGAAUCCAUCGUUGUUCCGUUGCCCAGACCUUGAAACCUACGUGAAGGAAGUGUCUGAGCACAAGGUGAACAUGCUGCUGUUGAAUAAAGCUGACCUGUUGACACGUGAGCAGAGACGUGUGUGGGCAUGCUACUUCCAGAAGGAGGGCAUCAGAGCGGUGUUCUGGUCAGCCCUAGCAGAGGCGCAAAGGCUGGACGCAGAGGAAAAGGGAGAACAGCUGGAGGAAGACGAGGAUAAGACUGCUUCAGAAGAUGAGGAAGAAACACAGAUACCAGAGAAGAAAGAGACACAGACAGCAGAGAAGAAAGAGGAAGAGAAGCCAGAAAGUCGCUCUGGCCAGAAAAGAAAAGAAGCAGAGAAAGAGGAUGAUGAAGAGGCAUCUGAAUCAGAAGAACAAGGUGACUUGGCAUCAGACGACAGUGCAGAGGAAGAGGACUGGAACACCUGCUCAGAGGAAGAGGAUGCAGAUGACGAAGACGACGACGAAGAAGACGAAGAAAAGGAUAAGCUGGAACGUAAACGAGGGCAGAAAGAGCUCAAAUUCCGCAACUCCAGCCGGCUGCUGCGUAAAGACGAGCUGUUGGCCAUGUUCAAGUCGGCCCACUCUGGAGGACCCUCCUGUAAAGAGGGUCAGAUCACCGUGGGAUUGGUUGGUUAUCCUAACGUGGGGAAAAGUUCCACCAUCAACACCAUCUUCAGAAAUAAGAAGGUCUCCGUUUCUGCAACCCCCGGUCACACUAAGCACUUUCAGACUCUGUUUGUGGAGGCCGGCCUGUGCCUGUGUGACUGCCCCGGGCUGGUCAUGCCCUCAUUCGUCUCCACUAAGGCGGAGAUGAUCUGCAGUGGCAUCCUACCCAUCGAUCAGAUGCGAGACCACGUGCCCGCCAUUUCUCUAGUGUGUCAGACUAUUCCUCGGGCAGUAUUGGAGGGCACCUAUGGCAUAAACAUCAUUCGGCCCCGAGAGGAUGAGGACCCUGACCGACCCCCCACAGCCGAGGAGUUCCUCUCAGCUUACGGAUGCAUGAGGGGUUUCAUGACGGCACAUGGGCAACCUGACCAGCCUCGCUCAUCCCGCUACGUCCUGAAGGAUUACGUCAGUGGGAAGCUUCUGUACUGCCACCCUCCCGCCCAUAUCAACCCUAAAGACUUCCAGCCCCAGCACGCCCUCUUCCAGGAGAGGCCCCUUGACCAGGCAGAUGGCACCAACACUAAUAAGCGGUCUAAAGUCAAACGGAUAGAAAAUACAGUGGACAAACAGUUCUUCCAUCAGGAGAAUGUGCGAGCGCUGACGCGGGGGGUUCAGAUGGUGAUGGGCUACAAGCCUGGCAGCGGCCCCCAGGGGCAGGGGAACGCUGACACAGCACAGCCAGCCGGCAAGCCCUGGAAGAAACACGGAAACAGGAACAAGAAGGAGAAAGUCCGCAGACUUACGAAACACCUUGAUGCAUAACAACUGAACUGGCAACCUCUUGAUAUCCUCCUGUACUCUGGAUUAUGUAAUCCCACUGUGGAUUUGAUCUGAUCUGAUUAAACCCAAUCAUGGGUUUUGUUGAAACACAGGUACAGCAUAAUGUUUGUCAUCUUCGGGUGUAAAAUCUUUCAAAUACUCUAAAGAGUACAGACAUUCCACCUCCGCUGAAUUUUCAGUAUUGAAUCGGCACAAGAAAUAGCUCGAGUUUUUCAAGUUUCCCAAACUCAUCUGUCAGUCAGUAAUAUUGAAAAUUUAAUCAGAACAUUACAUUUCACUUUGUCAGGUCCUCUGUAUGAUGCUUGAAGUGAAAUGUAUUACUCACAUUAAAGUAUCUAUUAUACUUGGUCAAAUAUAUAAUAAUAAAUCACUUUAAAACAA